[Torrubiella] hemipterigena is the source of this 1137-nucleotide messenger RNA. The record is from the annotation of a GenBank genome assembly. Lineage: Eukaryota; Fungi; Ascomycota; Sordariomycetes; Hypocreales; Clavicipitaceae.
AUGCUCUCUCGCAGCUCUCUCCGCACCGCCCAGGCCCUUCGCGCCGCCGCCAAGCAGCCCCAGGCCGUCCGAUCCUUUGCUACCAUCCAGUCCGACAUCUUCAAGCCUACCAAGUACGGCUCCAAGUACACCGUCACCCUCAUCCCCGGUGAUGGUAUCGGUGCCGAGGUUGCCGAGUCGGUCAAGACCAUCUUCAAGGCCGACAACGUCCCCAUUGAGUGGGAGCAGGUUGAGGUUUCCGGUAUCGAGGAGGGCGGCAAGCCCGCUGAGGCUGCUUUCCGCGAGAGUGUCGCCUCUCUCCGCCGCAACAAGCUCGGUCUCAAGGGUAUUCUGCACACCCCCGUCAGCCGCUCUGGCCACCAGUCUUUCAACGUCGCCAUGCGUCAGGAGCUCGACAUCUACGCCUCCAUCUCCCUGAUCAAGAACAUCCCCGGCUACGAGACCCGCCACAAGGACGUUGACCUGUGCAUCAUCCGUGAGAACACCGAGGGUGAGUACUCUGGUCUCGAGCACCAGAGCGUCGACGGCGUCGUCGAGUCCCUCAAGAUCAUCACCCGUGCCAAGUCUGAGCGCAUUGCCAAGUUUGCCUUCAACUUUGCCCUUGCCAACAACCGCUCCAAGGUUACCUGCAUCCACAAGGCCAACAUCAUGAAGCUUGCCGAUGGUCUCUUCCGCAGCACCUUCCACGAGGUUGCCAAGGAGUUCCCUACCCUCGAGGUCAACGACAUGAUUGUCGACAACGCCUCCAUGCAGGCUGUCUCUCGCCCCCAGCAGUUUGACGUCAUGGUCAUGCCCAACUUGUACGGUGGUAUCCUCUCCAACAUUGGUGCCGCUCUCGUCGGUGGCCCCGGUAUCGUCCCCGGCUGCAACAUGGGCCGCGAUGUCGCCGUCUUCGAGCCCGGCUGCCGUCACGUCGGUCUCGAUAUCCAGGGCAAGGACCAGGCCAACCCUACUGCCAUGAUCCUGUCCGGCAGCAUGCUCCUCCGCCACCUUGGUCUCGAUGACCACGCCAACCGCAUCUCCAAGGCCAUUUACGCCGUCAUCGCCGAGGGCAAGGUCCGCACCCGCGACAUGGGCGGUGUCUCUACCACCCAUGAGUUCACCAAGGCCAUCCUCGACAAGAUGGAGACCCUCUAA